GGGGGGGGGGUUCCUGGAUGUGUGUGUGCGUGCGUUGGACCGCAUUCAACCUGAGUUUGUUACCUCUGGAGAGAAAAGUGCGCCAGCCUUCUUUCCAACUGCUUGAGCGUCUGUAUUUGUUGGGGGGCUGAGGGGCUCCGGGAAGGACUGCGCCUCAUCCUAACGGGACGUAACGCACGGAGGGAUACGUGUGAGCAGCGGAUGGACCCUCCCCGGACGGUGCUGGAGGCAGCCUCUACAGUAUUUUCAUGGAUGGGGAGUGGGGGGGUGCAGACCGAUCGGCCCCAGGGGCCCUGAUCUACAUAGCUCAGCCCUCAAGGAGAACAUCCACUCCCCGCUCAGCCUAGUCUUCUCCUCUUGCUCUGUGUGCUGUACAUCCCCUUCAUGGGACAGACUCCACGUACAGCCGCUGCACGGCGCCUGCUUCCUUUGUACAUCAUGGAAACCCUCGUCGCUGAUUGGCUUAUAGUCUACCUUCCGACCAGCAGAGUUUAGAGAGGACAUCUUUGCCGUUCUCUGUUCCAUUGCAGUGGCUGUUGAAAGGACCUUUCGGAGGAAUGUUGUGAAGAAUAGCUUUUGGCUUUGCUGCAGGUUAUUAAUGGCUGCUAUAUUCCCAGUGGAUUUUACACGGGAUCAUUAGCAACCACAACCUCUCCUACCCCCCCUCACUGAUGCCUGCAUGCGGUUGUGGCUUAGUGGGAUUGUGUUUGUUUGCAUCUGCAUGGUGUAAGUGAGGGACAGAAAAUACGAUUUUUUUUUUCCAGUGAGAACGCAGCACAACAUUUUAAAACAAGGAGUUGCAACUAUGUGCCAGUGGAGGCACCAUUCAAUAACUGGUUACCGGCUACUCCACCCUGCCAAGAGUACGAGCAAGAUGAUGGGACACGUGAGGCUCGAAGGCUCCCUGAGCUGCGGCCGCUGGCUGUCCUCUCCAAUGUGGCUGGGACUGCUGCUGCUGCUGCAGGCAUCUCCAGCCGCUGUGUGGGCUCAGAAGCUUGACGAGAACGACCCGGUGGUCACCACUGUGUACGGAAAACUACGUGGCGUGAAGAAGGAGCUCAACAACGAGAUCCUGGGUCCUGUAGUGCAGUUCCUGGGCGUCCCCUACGCGGCCCCGCCCACUGGCGAGCGACGUUUUCAGCCCCCCGAGCCACCGGCGUCGUGGCCAGAAACCCGCAACGCCACACACUUUGCCCCGGUGUGCCCUCAGAGCAUCGUGGAGGGCCGCCUGCCGGACGUGAUGCUGCCGGUGUGGUUCACCAACAGCAUGGACGUGGUGUCCACAUACGUCCAGGACCAAAGCGAGGACUGCCUCUACAUCAACAUCUACGUCCCCACUGAGGAUGUCAAAAGAAUAUCCAAGGAAUGUGCCAGGAAACCGGGCAAGAAAAUAUGUAGACAAGGAGGUCCCCUUACAAAGAAACACACUGAUGAUUUAGGUGAUAGUGACCGCACGGAAGACGAAGACAUUAGGGAGAGUGGAAGCCCCAAGCCGGUGAUGGUUUUCAUACACGGGGGCUCCUACAUGGAAGGAACUGGGAAUAUGUUUGAUGGCAGCAUCCUGGCCAGCUAUGGAAAUGUGAUUGUCAUAACCGUCAACUACCGGCUGGGCAUCUUAGGAUUCCUGAGUACAGGGGACCAGGCUGCCAAAGGGAAUUAUGGCUUGUUGGACUUGAUCCAGGCUCUGCGUUGGACCAGUGAGAACAUUGCCGCCUUUGGUGGGGACCCGUUGCGUAUCACUGUGUUUGGCUCUGGUGCUGGGGCUUCCUGUGUCAACCUGCUUACACUGUCUCACUACUCUGAAGGCAACCGGUGGAGCAACUCAACCAAAGGGUUGUUCCAGAGGGCCAUCGCCCAGAGCGGAACAGCUCUGUCUAGCUGGGCGGUCAGUUUUCAGCCAGCCAAGUAUGCCCGGAUCCUGGCCCGUAAGGUGGGCUGUAACUUAGAGGACACUGUGGAGUUAGUUGGGUGCCUUCAGAGGAAACAUUACAAGGAGCUGGUCGACCAAGACAUCCAGCCAGCCCGCUACCACAUUGCCUUUGGACCGGUUAUUGAUGGAGAUGUUAUACCUGAUGACCCUCAGAUACUCAUGGAGCAAGGAGAGUUCCUCAACUACGAUAUCAUGAUGGGAGUUAAUCAGGGCGAAGGCCUUAAAUUUGUGGAGCUUAUUGUGGACAACGAAAACGGCGUUCAGGCAAACGACUUUGAUUACGCCGUGUCAAGCUUUGUGGAUGACCUGUAUGGCUACCCAGAGGGGAAAGACAUUCUCCGCGAGACCAUAAAGUUCAUGUACACGGACUGGGCCGACAGGCACAACCCAGAGACUCGACGGAAAACAUUGCUGGCCCUUUUCACCGAUCACCAGUGGGUAGCACCGGCUGUCGCCACAGCUGACCUGCACUCCAGCUUUGGCUCUCCAACCUACUUCUAUGCCUUUUACCACCACUGUCAGACAGAACAGGUCCCACAGUGGGCAGACGCAGCACAUGGAGAUGAGAUCCCGUAUGUGUUUGGGCUGCCGAUGAUUGGUCCAACAGAGCUGUUUCCCUGCAACUUCUCCAAGAACGACGUGAUGCUCAGCGCUGUGGUCAUGACUUACUGGACAAACUUUGCCAAAACGGGGGAUCCAAACCAGCCAGUCCCCCAAGACACCAAGUUCAUCCACACCAAGCCCAAUCGUUUUGAAGAAGUGGCAUGGACACGCUACAACCAGAAGGACCAACUCUACUUACACAUUGGCCUGAAACCCCGGGUCAAAGAGCACUACCGUGCCAACAAGGUCAACUUGUGGUUGGAGCUGGUUCCUCACCUGCACAGCCUCAACGAGGUCACUCAGCUUAUACCCACCACCACAAAGAUCCCUCCACCUGAAGCCACCAACCGCACCCCGAAGACCAAGGUUCUGGUCACCAAACGCCCCAACCCGACUCCGUUUCCCACAGAGACCCAGGACAGCCACAUCCAGCCACAUCUGGUGGACCAGCGUGACUACUCCACUGAGCUGUCGGUGACCAUCGCUGUUGGAGCUUCCCUGCUCUUCCUCAACAUUUUGGCCUUUGCCGCCCUUUACUAUAAGAAGGACAAGCGACGGCAUGACGUCCACAGGCGCUGCAGUCCCCAGCGGAGUGCCGCCAAUGAUCUGGCUCACACUCAGGAAGAGGAGAUCAUGUCCCUGCAGAUGAAGCAGCACUCAGGCCUGGACUGCAGGGGAGUGGGCGAGACUCUGCAUCCGCAUGAUGUGGUGCUGAGGACUGCCUGUCCACCUGACUACACUCUGGCCAUGAGGCGCUCACCGGACGACAUCCCACUUAUGACGCCAAACACCAUAACCAUGAUCCCCAGCACCAUGGGGGGGCUCACCUCGAUCCACUCUUUCAACACCUUCCCCAGCAGCGGGCAAAGUAACAGCCUAACCCAUCCACACCCACAUUCCACUACCCGGGUAUAGCCAUGUGGAUACAAGCAGGCAGGACUCAGGUGGCUGAGGCAAAAGCUAACGCCACUGCAGCAGCAUAAACUUAAGGCCAACAUGCUGACAACGACAGAUAUGUUAGGAACUGAAACGCCAGCCUGGAGUUGCCAGACACCCAUGGAAUUACACUGGGAUUGUACACCCUGUUAAUACCUGGGGGAAUAUAGUUAAGGGAUUUCUGGGGUUUGGACCAGAGGAAAAAAAGAAUAACCAUUAUGCUUUUGUAGAAAAAUAAACACACAAACAAAAAAAGUACAAACUAGGAGAAAAACAACCUCACUAGCUAAAACCAAGAAGGAUGUUGUUUAUUAUUAUUUUGUUUCUAAUAUUGCAGCGAAACAAGGUGCGGUAAACUACUUUUUCUUUCUAGCGACAGAAACGGCCUUCGAGGCUUUUGACAAAUGACUGCCUGACAGUGCUAUCUGGAAGCAGAACAGAGCAUCAGACCCGCCUCGAAGUUAAGAAGAGUGGAGCACUUUGUAAAAGAAAGAAAACAUAUUGUUUUCUUUUGGCAUUGUGCAGCAGAUUACUCUGUUUGUGUGACACAGAGUAGAUAAGGUGCAAACCAAUUUAGGUAUGUGAUGAAUUCCUAAAUGGAGACUAUGUAAGAUACAACAGAAGCAAUUGUUGAAUAGAACAAAAGAAAAACUGAAAACUUCAAUGAAAAAAAGGAAACCCGUGUGCACAAUGGAUUAAGAGGAAAGAAAUGAUACGUUUCACAGAUACGUUUCAUCCAUUUAUUUUUGAGGAUCGGGAACAAUGUUAUUGUAUAGAACCUAUUUACAUAUGUAGAUUGGUAUACUAAGCACCAGGCUGUUAAUACCCCUUGUCUAAGGGUGUGAGUAAGGGGCAUCUAUACUGCAAACCUGCCUGCAAAACUGAACUAGUGGGAAUCGGCUGAUCCACCUUCUGGCUCUUGCAGUUUCAACUUCAACACAAAGUGCUGGGCAACAAAGGAUAAUGGAUAUUUUAGCACGAUGCGCAUGACAAUUUAACUGCUUGAUGGCUGCCCUGCUGAUUGCGUCAUUAUUAAGAAUCAUUUUCCCCCUCUACUUUGCAUUGGAGCAAUUUCAAAUCAAUUUCCUGAUUGGAUUACGAAAACACACCUUUGCAGGACCACAGGAAAUACAGUUCCAGGUUGCGGAUGUUGUGGGCUGGAGCUGGGAACCAAAAUGGGAGGGACUGGGGAUAUGGUCAAACUUUCUUGCAUAACAUGAUAUAGCUUGAGUGGAGCUGGGAAUUUAAGGACUAGUUUUGUACUCUCUGUGUUGGUACCCGUUUUUGAUAAUGGUAAAUCACAUCACACUGCAUUAAUCAAACGUAUCAUACCUUCGGUUGAGAUCAAAGUUACCUGCUAUUCUACCUAUUUUACCACUCUGCCAUGUAGAAAUGAUUACCUGCACUGUUAAUUCCAUUGCACUCUUUCCUUUUUCUUUAUCUGGAAGCAGUAUUAAUUGAGGGACACACUGGAUGCUUAUUGUGAUGAAAGAAACGGUAAUAGAAAAAAUGCCUUUUAACUUUUAUUUUGCUUUAUCCAGCCAGGUUCUGUAGAGCAAUUUAAACAUGAACGCCUUUAACAUAACUUCUACAAGUCAAAGGCCAAGCACAGACCGAUCAUGUUGGGUGGAAUUCUCUGGAUAAGCACAGCAGGUGGAGAAAUGGAUGAGCCAGGGUUCGGGUAGGCCAAUAGCCAAGAUUUAUCAUUUUUUUUACAUUGUCUUAUAGGAAGAAAGAUACGUUUUCUUUAGCAGCUGAGAAACUCAGUUGUCCCUCUUUACCUCACUCCAAAUAGCUACUACUUUUCUUCUUUUGGUCACAAUCUCUUUCUAUUUAAAAUUCUCUACCUUCUCAUAUUUCCACUGAGCGGACAGGGAUGGCUGCUUAGCUUUAGUCUGCCACAGCCAGCAUCUUAAGGUCAGUGAGGCUUCAGUGCCUAGCAAUGUUUGCUUCUGACGUAGUAGUGUGUCAUACAGCAAAGCAGACUGCAGUCGUUGUCAUUAGUCAUUAGAGUCGUUGCAGUAAAUUGGGGACCGUCAAAAUAGAGAGAUAGUGAGGAAUGCCCUAGAUGGCAGGGCUAUUGUGUGGAGACAAAUACAGAAGUCUAAUUGCUGGCGCAUCAAUGCUACUUGUUAAGCUUAAACGCUCCUUUCCUUUCACUAAAGUGUAGAUGUUUGGAGGCCUCUGUUGUGAGAAUAAAUCUUUCCCCUUUUUGCUCCCUUACAGGCACUGUGCAGUCAUUCAAAAUAAUGAGCACAGACUACUGUUACCCAAUAUAACACUGCGGCAGACAAGCUGAUUGGGGGAAUAAAAUCUAGUCUUUCAUGAGUGUUGCUUUUUGGGAUAAGCUUUAGGUUGAGUAAACUAAUACAGAUGGAUUCAAUGAACCACCGAGGCUUGAUCUGGGAUUUCAACAAAAGGAGGAUUCCAUUAUCACACGUCACCCUCAUGGGCCAUUUUUAAUAUCCUUCUCUGUAAAAGGAAGCCAACAACACCAAGAAUGUGUGAAUUCCAGAAUAUCGGGACCACCCAUACUGUAGGUCUGUUGACAUUGUAUCAACAGGCCAUUAGCUUUUCCAGCAUUUUUGAUCGCCCACACACAUACAUGUGCAAAAUAAUAUUUGUGCAGACACCUGAAAUAUUUCAACCAUUGUUCUCCCUAGAAAUAACUUGGGGCUGAGCACUUAUUAAAUUAAACAUGUUAUUGCCAUGAUGAGUUAACAAUCCAGCGAUUGCAGGGCCUUACUGGGUAGUUAAUAGUUAAGGAUGACUACUAAUGAAAAACUUGCCCUGGCAUCUGUCGUCUGACUGGUGAUGGAGGAUACAUGCAAGCCAACUGCAUGAGGAAAGCAAGAGAAGUGCUGGCAUAUGCAACGUUUUUGUUGACCUAAUGUAUUGCAACAAGAUUUUAUGUGUAGUGAAAACAUGUUAACGGUCCUUGUGAUUAAUUACUUGAGAGUGUAAAACUAGACAAGAUGACUCAAAAGUUCUUCGAGAGGAUGUGCCGCAAUGACUUCAAGGGGUCAUAGAAAAUGCAUUAAACCGCUGUAUCAUGCCUAACAACUGACAGAAAAGAUACAUGGUAAUCGAAGCAAAAAACAUAAUCAAUGAAGCAAAAGCAUUGGAUGACCUUUACACCCAUGAAGAGAAACUGAGGAUUUACAGAUAGAUAUAGCUUUCUCAUAAAAACUUUGAUAAACUGGCAAGGAAAAAGCAGGUGAGCUGGAUUAGAUCUCGAGCUAGCUGUAUAAAUUGAGACAGACUGAAUCCCUAGCUUGCUGAAGAACGACUGCGAGGCACCACUAACUACCCCCUGCCUCUCCACACCUUUAAUGAUAGUGAAGCCCAUGUAGUGAUAAUAGUGGGAGAUUGCAAAACAGUCUAACUAGCAGACUAGUUGAUUACUCCAUGAAAUAAAAUGGAAUUUAUUCAUGUAGCACCUUUUGCAGACAGCAGUCACAAAGUGCUUAACAGGAGUUCAAAUAAACAAGACGACAUAUGGCAAUACAAGGGGCCGUUACAUUACAAGAUGCCUUUGACCCAAGAAACGUGGAAUCAUAGCACAUUUAAGUAACAUACAUCAACCCUGUUGCUGGAAUUCUUUUUCACGUCUUGAAAAUUUGGGAUGUUUUGGAUGUUAUGGAUUAUCAUCCAAAAACACAUUUCAUGAAUACACUUUCAUGGUCAGCCUUGCACAAACACACAAUGCCAUCUUUAAGGGCAGGGGAGGUUUCCUCAGCAAAAGUAGUUGGAUAAAGUUAAACAUAACAAUUGUGACAAAGUAAACAGCAUGAAUGAAUAAUGGCAGACUUUGUUAUGUAGCGUUGCUCAACAAUAUUACUUAGCAAUCAAAAAACAGUGGUCUCUCGGGUGAAAGUCCUUUCGCUCUUUAUUUCAUCUUUCCACUACCCGUUCCAACCCAGACUUUCAUGAUUAUCGUAUUCGAUAUAUUGUACCAGGUCAAAGCUCAACAGUCACUAUGUACUACGUGCCGUUCUAUGACCAAAUACCAAACACACACAUCUAUUGUAUCCUCGGUUACACAGACAAGGCAGCUGGCGUAGCGAUUCCAAUGUUCCCACUUCAGAAUUUGCUCUUUAGCAGCAAUAUUGAAGCACAUGUGCUUUGCAUAACACAUUAAUUUGAAUUGUGUUAACAAGCCAGAGCAACAUACAGUAAUUUAAAAGACGAGGUUAAUAACCCAAUCUGGGCCUGGGGACAAACAUGUUCACCAUCAGCCCUCAAAGGUUUGUGUUAUCAAGUUCCAGGCUCCAUAUUUCCAUGUUAGCUAGGCUGUAGUAAAGUAACUAUGUAUUUUGUAGAUAACACUGAAUAAACCUAAAAAACUAAACGUCACAGGGCACCUUCAACAUCCAAGUUAUAUCCAGCUAACAUACAUAUCCUACCUCAUAAGAUGUUUAAUUCUAUUUGGUCACCCUAGUGACUGCAGUGAUGGCUUCAUAUGCUUCAUGCUGCUAGCUAGCUAUUUCAAGUGUAUCCGAGGUUUGCAAAAAAACGAAGUGCUUUGGCAAAAAUCGUAUCUAUAGUGAGUGAAGAAGGGGCGGGGGGAUGAGAUGGGGGGGCGGGCCAAGGCCAUGUAGGAGAGACUCCCAUUACAUUGUGACGACAGAAUGAGUCAGUCACUCAAGGAUGACGUUUCUGACUUACAAGAACCAUAACAAGUUGAGACAACAAAGAGUUGUUUUGGGGUCGGUAUACAUGCCAGAUACCCAAAUAAACGUGUAGAAGCACUAAAAAAGUGGAAUUUUCAUAAUAUGUCCACUGUAAAAUAUAAGUCUUUCAAGCAAUGGCAUUGAGGUUAUUUAAAGAGGUUGCAAUUAACAGUCAUUUUAACACACAUUUGUAUUCAUAGACCGGCACUCAUACAACAGAAAAAAACUGAUAUGCCCUACAUUAUUGCCGGUGGGAAACAAUGGAUCACAAAAAAACACAUUUAAAAAAAAAACAUUUCCGGGGAGUAAAUCUGGAACGUUAAAUUAUGAAAUGCAAAAGAUGGCAAUGGCUUUAGGAUGUCAUAAGCAAGCGUUUCCCAAGGGCCUUUAUUCUUAUUGAAAGAAAAUUAGUUGGAUUAACAUUUAACCCGGCUUGCCAAGAUGUUUCUAGGCAGGUCACAGGAAACUUUAAAGGCUGAAUGUUCCUGUGUGAGCGCAACUCAGAAUAUUAACAGUAAAACAUGGAUAAACAGAUAAUAAAAUAAAAUAUGAAAAGGAGCUAUACGGUUUAUAUGCUGUGGCGAUGAUUUUAACAGGGGAUUUUUCCAACAAGUCUUGUUGGAAUUUGCUAGACCAUAAAAACAUGCACACAUCUUUUUUAACACCUUUUUCAAAUUUUCUCUGAUUAAUGACUAGAUUCAUGUUUGUUAGACCACAAAAAUUCUAAUGUUUCCUUAAUGCUCGGUGCUCAGACACAGAACGGGUUCAGCAUGCAUUAGGAGUGUGUUUAAUUGUGUGUUUUGUGUAACACACAACUUUCAAAUAAGUGUUAGAUCUUAUGAGUGCAUUUACAUGGAAAUCCCUGCACCGAUAUUGUUCAUUCUUCAGUUCUAACAUACUUCACUGUCAAUAGCAGUGUUUAUUUCUUCAAUGUGCCUAAUUGCUGUUAUCUUAAUAUUUUGAAUAUGUUAUGAGUCAUAGGACAUCUUUCGUGACAAUUUGAAUUUUUUGACUGUGUGCUUGUAAGCGCGCUCAUCCUGAAACAACAGCAGAUGACAGUGUGAGGAAGCCCCAGAGCUCAGAUGGAUAUCCAUCCAGUGUCACCUUCCUUUAAUAUGGUGUAUCCAUCAGUCAAAGAGGUGAACCCCGAACCAAUCCAGGUAGCAUUUCUUCAGUGAUUUCUGUUGAUCCCAGCACCCGUAUGUUUUAAUGAGCCAGUCUAGCAGGGUAAGUGAGAACUGAAGACACUUAAUAAACCCUGUUCUAGGGGGACGCUUCACUUUUGUUCCAGUGUAAAUCUGCCCUGAGGAUGGUGGACAGUCAGCCUGUGGCGGGGUGUACAGGACGAACAGGCAGGGGAGAAACAAGCACUGCGAAUGAAUGUAAUGCAACUUGCCAUUUUGUAACCUCAAAACGCAGCAGAAACGGCAACAACCAAAUCUCAGAUUCAUCCUAGAGAAGUCUUUGCUAGCUGUCUGACAACUGAAGGAGGAUUUGUCUUUUGAAUGCCAUUUGGAAACAGGGGGCACCACGAGAACUGGUCUGGCAUUUGUAAUGUAGAUUAUUUGUCACCUGUCUUUCUUUCUGGUUAAAUAGUAAUUACUCUUCUGGAGCACAAUAAAUAAAUGAUUUUAAUAUGCGGA
Gasterosteus aculeatus aculeatus (three-spined stickleback) is the source of this 9785-nucleotide messenger RNA. Lineage: Eukaryota; Metazoa; Chordata; Actinopteri; Perciformes; Gasterosteidae. The record is from RefSeq and is a predicted model, not a curated record.